UAAUAUUAUCGUUGUAUGCUUUACAAAGUAAAUAUUUUUUAAGUUAAAAAUUAAAUUAAAUCAUCACAUUUCAAGAAAGCUCAAUGUUAUUAUCUACUCUGUUUUAAUUAUUUAAUCAUUCUUUAUAAUACCAAUUUUGUGAUCACGCUAACCAAAUAUUUGUGAACAAGUAGAGAAUACGUAUUAUAAUAAAUUUAAUCAUGAGUAAUAAAAAGCUUUUGAUUUCACCAUGUCCUACUGUACCAGUUGAAGAAGAAAUUGAAGAAGAUUUGAAAACUAUAGAUGAAACAGAAACUCCAUUGUUGACAGAUGAUGCUAAGGUCUUGUUGGAGUCUAUUGGGACUGAAGUAGUUAAGACUGAAACACAAGAAACUGCUCAAAAGCUUGUUGAUAAUGUAGAUGAAUUAGAACAAACAAUUUCAGCAUUGGAUAAGAAGUAUACUGAAUUGGUGACUUGUGAGAACGAAUUAGAAAAAAUUGAAGAAGAAAUUGAUAAACAAAUUAAAGAAAUGACUGACUACAUAUUUGAAAUUCAAUCAACUCCUCCUGCAGUAAAAUAAACAUAAGUAGAUUUAAUUAAGUGGAUCAAUUACUUCAUUGUUUUAUUUUAUUAGAAAAAUUAAAAUAUGUUAUAUACAUUACAUAACUAUGAUUAAAAUGAGAU
This is a messenger RNA of Sipha flava (yellow sugarcane aphid), 664 nucleotides long. RefSeq lists its product as uncharacterized. The transcript has 3 exons. Lineage: Eukaryota; Metazoa; Arthropoda; Insecta; Hemiptera; Aphididae. The record is from RefSeq and is a predicted model, not a curated record. The coding region runs from base 201 to 560 and encodes 119 amino acids.